AUGUCAUCAAGAGGCGUGGAAGUUGCAGGUCAAUGGAAAGUUCUUGACUAUCCAGGAUAUCCUGAAUGUGUUGAUUGCGAAAUUAGCAUAGGUUGUGAUGCUGAAAAUCCAAAUCAAUGUUAUGUUAGUGGACAGGGAGUUAAUACUAUAAUGUCUGAGAUUAAGUAUGAUUCUGAAAGUAACGAAUGGGAACGUGUUCAUGCUAUAUCAACAUGUCAGCAUCCAUCACUAAGACAGAUGGUUCUAGAAUGUGGAAUUUCUAGUUUAGUAUGCGAUAUUCGGAAUUUUAAAGUUGAAAAUGGACAAUAUUUGCUUAUUACAUUGAAGAAUAAUGUAACUGUUCGAUUACAACGCUUAUAA
Rotaria sp. Silwood2 is the source of this 360-nucleotide messenger RNA. The record is from the annotation of a GenBank genome assembly. NCBI's taxonomy places the organism in Eukaryota, Metazoa, Rotifera, Eurotatoria, Philodinida, Philodinidae.